This is a messenger RNA of Folsomia candida, 1619 nucleotides long. RefSeq names its product histone-lysine N-methyltransferase SMYD1. NCBI's taxonomy places the organism in Eukaryota, Metazoa, Arthropoda, Collembola, Entomobryomorpha, Isotomidae. The record is from RefSeq and is a predicted model, not a curated record. Gene Ontology annotation, molecular function: protein binding. Bases 281 to 1498 code for a protein of 405 amino acids. The transcript is spliced from 5 exons.
ACCCAAACGAGUUGACUUGACAUUCAGUCUGACUGCAUUCAGUCUGAGGGAUCUUGUGAGUGAACCAUUGCAAUAGUGGCGUCUCGUUUUUUACAGAGAGAGAUAGUUGAAUAGCAGAUCUCUUUCCUAUCACCACCACCCACACCACGUGGCCGUCUCGCCUUUCCUACGAUCGCCAUGUGUUCAACCAGCUGUCAAGAUUGCAUUCAGGUUCAACUCACCUUUUGGCCUGUUAUACAUAAUUAUUUGAAGGCUAAAGUUUGUUAACUUAACAACUUCCAUGGGACCUGAACUACUCCCCACCGCGAAACCACCUCAUCCCAUCAGCCAAUGUCCCCUGUGCCAGUCACCCCCAUCUCCGUCCACUCCAUGCCCUACGUGUAUAAAUAUGCGACGCUACUGGGACUUGACCAGUGUUGCCUCCUCCAAACAGGUGGACCUGACGUCUACUCCCACCGACCUCUCCUUCCCCGGUCCUGGCCUGGUCUAUCAGAGUCCAAUUUACGGGAAUCACGUCGUAGCGUCGAGACCGAUUGAGACGGGAGAGCUUAUUAUCCUCGAAAAACCGCUCCUCGUUUCGCCGUACGGGCCGUCAGAUAAGCUCCCACUCUGUCUCACCUGCCAUCGAGAUGUCGCCCUUUCGACAAAGUGUCCACGGUGCAAGUGGCCUGUUUGCGGUGAUGUUUGUGCUCAGGAUCCUUGUCACGCUUCGAAUGAGUGUGACAUACUUGUUAAAAACAAUGUCAAGUCGCGGGGUUUGCCCAACGAAUAUUUUUCAAUUGAAACACUUCGUUGCCUCCUACUUCGCAAGAAUUCACCCAAAAAAUGGGCACGAAUCUUGGCUUUUGAAGCACAUCUCGGUCCGCGUGGAGAAAGUAUGAAAGCCAAAGAAAUGCUCCAAUUUAUUUCAAACUUUAUCCUGGACAAAUGUGGGCUAGGAAAUGAGUUUGACGAAGCUACCGUGGAUCACGUCGUUGGCGUCCUAAGUGUGAACACCUUUUGGGGAUUUAAUGACUUGGAGAGGUAUUCGUCCGUUCUGUUUGAUAAAGUAACCCUAUUUGCACACGACUGUAAUCCAAACACUAUCCGAAAAUUGAUUCAACUUCAACCCCCAGCAUCGCACAACAACAAUUCCUCUUCGGUGAACGAAUCGUUACAUUCUUCUCAAGAUUCUGGAAUUGCUAUCAUGAUUCAUGCUGCUCGCAAUAUCCUUGCUGGCGAAAGCAUUACGAUACAAUACGUCAAUGUCAGUCCAGGUCACUACACGGUUGAAGAAAGAAGAGCAGAGCUUCUCGAAUUGUUCUAUUUCCACUGCACGUGUUCGCGAUGUCUGGAGGAGCUGGUGGAGUUGGAGUUGACUACAAAGCUCUCUAUCAACGAAAAUGGUAACGAAGAGACCGAAGCCAAUUCCACGACCAAAGAGAACGAGUAUGAAAAUCAACUCAAUGGAAAUGUCGAACUACUUGUGGACAACUAUCUUAUGCAAGAGUUGAGUUGACGAUGGCAUAGUUUAGCAUUCAUAAUUGUUAUUAUUUACGACUCCAUUUGAUUGUGAUUUCAAUAAAGAUAUUGUGCGAUACAUGAACCAGGACGUCAAUAAAUGUACGACUAAUUUCGAG